CUCGAUAUAUCGAUAGCAGCUAAGGUUUUUGCAUCGCAGUUAUUAUUAUUAUUAUUUUACAACAAAAUGCGAAGCCAGCGGUUUCUGUUUGUGGCCAUUUUGGCCUGCUUUUUAGUGAUAACUAAAUCCACGCCCCUAAGCGACAUAUCGAAUUCGGAUGAAUCAACGUCGGCGAACGAGAAGCCACAGAAAAAUCCAGACGAAGACAGCAAAUUUGAUAUUUCCCCCUUCAGGGAUGACGAUGAAUACCUGCAGGAUUCCUCGCGGGAAAUGUCCGCCCAGGAUCACAACUGGGAUGUGCUGAUAUUCACGCAACAAUGGCCGGUGACCACCUGCUACCACUGGCGCGAGGAAAAUCCCGACCAGGAGUGCAGUCUGCCGCAAAAGAAGGAGUUCUGGACCAUCCACGGCAUCUGGCCCACGAAACUACAUCAAAUGGGUCCCAACUUCUGUAACAAUUCGGCCAAUUUCAGCCCGGACAAGCUGAAUCCCAUUGAGGAUCGUUUGGAGACCUUCUGGCCGGAUCUUAAGGGAGUCGAUUCCACGGAAUGGCUGUGGAAACACGAGUGGCAGAAGCACGGAACCUGUGCCAUGCUCUUGGAGGAUCUGGACACCGAACUCAAGUACUUUGAACAAGGACUCACCUGGCGGGAGGAGUACAUCAUGUCGCGCAUUCUGGACGCCUCCGAUAUCCAUCCCGAUUCGAAUAACACUGUGGCGGCCAUCAACAAUGCCAUAGUCAAGGCGCUGGGCAAGAAUCCCUCGAUUCAUUGCCUGUACGAUGGCAAAAAGGGCAUCAGUUAUCUAUCGGAGAUUCGUUUGUGCUUUAGCAAAUCCCUGGAGCUCAUCGAUUGCGAUGGCGUCAAGCAGGGCGAUGCUGUGCCCGUUGGCGUUCCCGGCGGCACCAUCAUCACCAAUUGCCACAUUGGUAGCUUGGUUCAUUACCCCAGUUUGGUGCCACCGCUGCAAAGGAAGAGCCAUUGGAAGUUGCCCCUGGUCAAUGUCUACAAAUUGCUGCAGUUCCUCAUGUGGUUCACCUUGUAAACAGCCCCCAAGUUCGAAAGUAUUUUGAGGCACGCCUUAGGAGGACUCACGGUUAACUCCACUGUUCUGAUAUUCUUCCACUUAUUUGAAGUACUGGAGGUCCGGAGCUUAACAAUCAGAAGCGAAAAAAAAAAACAUACGUUUUUAAAUAGCUGCAAAUUUAGUAAAUUGUAAACAAAAGGGUUCAUAUUUUACAUUAUCAUUGCUUAAAAGUUAACCAUUUUACAUUCACCUUUGUUGACCACAUCAAUCUGAUUAUUUUUUCCCCAAUUCGAUGGCACUACUUAAACUGUACAAAAUUGAACACUGCAAUUGUUUUUAAAAUAUCACACUUAUUAGUUCUUAAACCCUAUUUUGUUGGCAUUAUCUCUGUUUAUUCUACUUUUAUUCUGCAAAGAUUAUAAGCCUACCUUUAAAGCCUAACCAUUGAAAGACAACAUAAUGUAUGUACUCUAGAAAACAUAGUGUGAAUUAAUUUAAAUAAGUUUCUUAAAUGUAACUUAUAUUAUUUUGGUUUGAGGCAGAAUAUGUAAAUUUGUUUUCAAAACCGCGAUCUACUGAUAAGCUGAAACUAUAUUUUUUUUCAAAUGCCCAUAUCAUUUAACUUGAUUUAAACGCUGCUUAAAACAAAUGACUAGGCUGUUCUAUCUUCCUGUAUCUCUUGCUAGUUUUUAAGCCCACAUUUGUUUAAUUAAAACACAUCGAAUAAUA
This is a messenger RNA of Drosophila gunungcola (fruit fly), 1755 nucleotides long. RefSeq names its product ribonuclease Oy (gene RNaseX25). Gene Ontology annotation, biological process: RNA catabolic process. Bases 67 to 1044 code for a protein of 325 amino acids. Gene Ontology annotation, cellular component: extracellular region. The record is from RefSeq and is a predicted model, not a curated record. Gene Ontology annotation, molecular function: ribonuclease T2 activity; RNA binding. The transcript has 2 exons. Lineage: Eukaryota; Metazoa; Arthropoda; Insecta; Diptera; Drosophilidae.